UUCGUUUUCUUUAAAAGAUCUAAAUUGGUCUCAAUAUUUGGGUUCCUCCACCUUUUCUUGAUCUGGGUUCCUUCCAGAUCGGACGAAAACCAUGCAAAUACAAGGGAAGAUGCACUGUUUCCAUCAAUUUUGGUUCUGGGUCUUGUUUUCUUUCUUGAUUUUUCAAUCCGGAGAUGGGUUUUACCUUCCGGGUAGUUACCCUCACAAAUACAGUGUUGGCGACCUGUUAUCAGUGAAAGUGAAUUCCCUUACUUCCAUCGAUACUGAGAUGCCCUUCAGCUAUUAUAGUCUCCCAUUCUGCAAGCCUACUGAGGGCGUGAAGGACAGUGCGGAAAACCUCGGUGAGCUUCUCAUGGGGGAUAGGAUCGAGAAUUCGCCUUACAAGUUUCAGAUGUACACCAAUGAGACUGAGACCUUUCUCUGCCAAACCGAUUCCUUAUCUGCUGAUGACUUCAAGCUUUUGACGAAGAGGAUCGAUGAAAUGUAUCAAGUAAAUCUGAUUCUAGACAAUCUUCCUGCUAUUCGGUACACGAAGAAAGAAAGUUAUUUCCUCCGAUGGACUGGUUACCCUGUGGGGAUCAAGGUUCAAGAUGUAUACUAUGUGUUCAACCAUUUGAAAUUCACAGUUCUGAUUCACAAGUAUGAGGAGACCAAUGUGGCUGGGGUUAUGGGGACUGGCGAUGCUGCAGAGGUGAUUCCCACAGUCGACAAGCCUGGAUCAGAUGUGCCCGGUUACAUGGUUGUCGGGUUCGAGGUGGUUCCCUGCAGUUUCCAGCACAAUGCGAACUCAGUGAAUAAGAUGAAGAUGUACGAGAAAUACCCAUCACCUAUUCGAUGUGAUCCCUCGACCGUUGCAAUGGCCGUUAAGCAAGGUCAACCGUUGGUCUUCACCUACGAAGUGUCCUUCGUGGAGAGCGAUAUCAAGUGGCCUUCGAGAUGGGAUGCAUAUCUGAAGAUGGAGGGCUCCAAGGUCCACUGGUUCUCGAUUCUCAAUUCUCUAACGGUGAUCACUUUCCUUGCUGGUAUUGUGCUCGUGAUCUUCUUGAGGACUAUUCGAAGAGACCUCGCUCGCUAUGAGGAGCUCGACAAGGAAGCUCAGGCCCAGAUGAACGAGGAAUUAUCUGGGUGGAAGCUUGUUGUGGGAGAUGUCUUCAGGGCUCCAGACCAUAAGGCACUUCUCUGUAUAAUGGUUGGAGAUGGGAUUCAGAUUCUUGGAAUGGCAGUUGUGACAAUCUUAUUUGCUGCCCUGGGAUUCAUGUCUCCAGCUUCUCGUGGCACUCUUAUUACGGGUAUGCUGUUCUUCUAUCUGAUCCUUGGAAUUGCAGCUGGCUAUGCUUCUGUGCGCCUUUGGAAGACGAUUGGAUGUGGUGAUUACAGGGGUUGGGUUUCAAUCUCAUGGAAGGCUGCCUGCUUCUUCCCUGGUAUUGCCUUUCUGAUAUUAUCCACUUUGAAUUUCCUUUUGUGGGGUAGCCACAGUACUGGAGCCAUUCCCUUUUCACUGUUUGUUAUUCUGAUUUUGCUUUGGUUCUGCAUAUCUGUGCCUCUUACUCUUGUUGGUGGGUACCUUGGAGCUAAGGCACCUCACAUUGACUAUCCAGUUAGGACCAAUCAGAUCCCCCGUGAAAUCCCAGCUCAGAAAUACCCAUCUUGGUUGUUGGUUCUUGGAGCAGGGACUCUUCCUUUUGGAACACUCUUCAUUGAGCUUUUCUUCAUAAUGUCCAGCAUUUGGAUGGGCCGUGUUUACUACGUUUUUGGAUUUUUGUUCAUUGUUAUGAUACUCCUUGUGGUAGUCUGUGCUGAAGUGUCCCUAGUCCUCACAUACAUGCACCUUUGUGUGGAGGAUUGGAGGUGGUGGUGGAAAUCCUUCUUUGCUUCGGGUUCUGUUGCCAUCUACAUUUUCUUGUACUCCAUUAAUUAUCUCAUAUUCGAUCUUAAAAGUCUGAGCGGCCCUGUCUCAGCUACCCUUUACCUUGGUUACUCACUCUUCAUGGUUGUAGCGAUUAUGUUCGCCACAGGCACAGUUGGAUUUCUUUCUUCCUUCUGGUUUGUGCAUUACCUGUUCUCUUCAGUGAAACUAGAUUGAGCUUCCCCCACUCCAAGAGAUGUUUCUCCCAAAACAUUUUCCGCAACACACUGAAAAAUUGAAGACCACAACUCGCGUAUGCCUUGAAGUUCUUUUCCACCUGUCCUGGGUUCAUUUUGUUCGUAAACUUGGUAAAGGUAAUAAUAACCUCAUCCAGUUUUGAUUAAUUCUCGAGUAGGUAAUUGCUACAUAGACCGUUCUUUUCUUGCAUCUUGAGAGAUAGACAGUAAGAGUUGGUAGUAGUUGUGGGUAUCAAUUUUUUUCUCUGUAAUUGGUUAAUUGAGGAGAACGGUUUAUGUACUGUAUGAAUCAUAAUCCAGAGAUUCAUGAUUUUGUUGUUUCCAAUUCAGAAUUGUCUAAAUAUUUUAUUUGAGCAGUUUCUUUUCUU
This is a messenger RNA of Telopea speciosissima, 2471 nucleotides long. RefSeq names its product transmembrane 9 superfamily member 11. Gene Ontology annotation, cellular component: membrane. Bases 92 to 2083 code for a protein of 663 amino acids. The record is from RefSeq and is a predicted model, not a curated record. The transcript is spliced from 2 exons. Gene Ontology annotation, biological process: protein localization to membrane. NCBI's taxonomy places the organism in Eukaryota, Viridiplantae, Streptophyta, Magnoliopsida, Proteales, Proteaceae.